Notothenia coriiceps (black rockcod) is the source of this 4748-nucleotide messenger RNA. RefSeq names its product nuclear factor of activated T-cells, cytoplasmic 1-like. Lineage: Eukaryota; Metazoa; Chordata; Actinopteri; Perciformes; Nototheniidae. The record is from RefSeq and is a predicted model, not a curated record. Gene Ontology annotation, molecular function: RNA polymerase II cis-regulatory region sequence-specific DNA binding; transcription factor binding; DNA-binding transcription factor activity, RNA polymerase II-specific. The transcript has 10 exons. Gene Ontology annotation, cellular component: transcription regulator complex. Gene Ontology annotation, biological process: calcineurin-NFAT signaling cascade; regulation of transcription by RNA polymerase II; cytokine production. Bases 223 to 3009 code for a protein of 928 amino acids.
CAAACUCACCUCACUCUAGCAGCCCUAUAACUGCUCCAGUCCUACUUUUCUCCCCUCUCAUCUGGUGCGCAGUGCACCGCGUUGUGGUUCCAAGUUGUAACCCACACUCCCUUUGCUUCAAACUCGCUGCGAAUUAUGCUUUUUUUUUUACGGUGUGUGAAUUUAUCUAGCGCCUAAAACAGUAUCAUUCCAGUCUCGAGAAAGUUGCUCAUCGCUUGUUGAAUGCAGGAUACCUUUUGCCCGAGCGUCAGUCCCAAGUUCAGCUUCGGAGCAGCCGGUAAGGAGCGGGGACUGCACUUUCUCACCUCUCUCGCCGCCGAUAUGAAGUCUGCAGAAGAAGAUGCAUACAGCUACACACCAAAUGUCAGCUUGUCCCUUCCAUUGGGCAUGGGAAACCCCUGUCUGGCUACCCAGUACCACACCUUACAGACCAGUCCAGUCAUCUCAGUUUCCUCUUGCCAUCAGACAGGCUACAGCCUUCAAAAUGAUAACCAUGCAGCAUCAGGCUACUACCUGCCCCACGGCCUGAGACCCAAUGGUGCCCCGGCUUUGGAAAGCCCCCGUAUUGAGAUCACUGCCUACAGCCAGUAUCCUGAGGAUGAGGUAGAAGAGAGCAACAGUGAGGACCACAUCAUCAAACGAGGCGUCAACUCCAUCGUGACGCUGACGCUGCCGAACGCCGAUGGCUACCGCGAUCCCAGCUGCCUCAGCCCAGCUAGUAGCGUUUCUUCACGUAGCUGCAACUCAGAUGCUUCCUCUUACGAGUCCGGCUUCUACAACUACGACAACUCCCCACAGAACUCGCCUUGGCAGUCUCCCUGCGUGUCUCCCAAAGGCACGCCUACGCUCAUGUCUUGCCCACAUGCCAACGGUCCUGUAGCUUCCCCUCACCAUUCUCCCUCGAACUCCCCUCAGAUAGGAGCCGUGGCCGAGGAAGGCUGGCCGGCGCAACCUCGCGGCUCCAGGCCAAACUCCCCUUCCUGCAGUGGAGGCAAUGGAGUCAACGGUGGUGGCAUGGGGAAGAGAAAGUACAGCUUCAAUGGCACCACCUACCGUCAGACAUCCUGCUCACCCAUCCAGUCGCCCAUCCCCUCCCCACAUAUCUCCCCAAGGGUCAGCGUCACAGAUGAGAACUGGCUCGCCAACACCAACCAGUACACCAACUCCGCCAUUGUUGCUGCCAUCAACGCUCUAACCACAGAUGGAGUGGUAGACCUGGGGGAGGGAAUCCCAAUAAAGACACGGAAGACCAUGCUGGACCACUCCAUGGGUUUGAAGUUGGAGCCUGGUGAUUUGCUGAGUCUUGAUCGGGAGCUCUGUCAUGAGGACUACCCCUCUCGGAUGGCCCUCAAGAAGGAGAACUACGGUGGGGGGUUCCUGGAUGUGCCCCAGCAUCCAUAUUCCUGGUCUAAACCCAAGCCAUACCUCAGCCCAUCUCUGCCAUCUCUUGACUGGCAGCUUCCGUCCUGCUCUGGCCCGUACAACCUUCAGAUCGAGGUGCAGCCAAAGUCCCACCACAGGGCUCACUACGAGACUGAAGGGAGCCGAGGGGCGGUGAAGGCGCUGUGUGGUAGCCACCCUGUAGUACAGCUAUAUGGCUACAUGGAAAGCGAGCCGCUCACACUGCAGCUGUUCAUUGGGACCGCAGACGACCGCCUCCUGCGACCACAUGCCUUCUACCAGGUUCACCGCAUCACUGGCAAAACCGUCUCCACCGCCAGCCAUGAAGUCAUGCAAUCCAACACCAAAGUUCUGGAGAUCCCUCUGCUGCCCGAAAACAACAUGAGAGCCAUAAUUGACUGUGCAGGGAUCCUGAAGCUGCGUAAUUCGGACAUUGAGCUUCGUAAAGGUGAAACAGACAUCGGACGUAAAAACACACGGGUGAAACUGGUGUUUCGAGUGCACAUCAACCAGCCCAACGGCAGGACAUUGUCGCUACAGGCUUCCUCAAACGCCAUUGAAUGCUCCCAGCGCUCGGCUCAGGAGCUUCCCUUGGUUGAGAAGCAGAGCGUGGAGAGUUACCCAGCCACCGGCGGCAAAAUGAUGCUCUUGAGUGGCCUCAACUUCCUCCCUGACUCCAAGGUGGUGUUCGUAGAGAAGGCCCAGGAUGGGCAUCAUCUGUGGGAGACAGAAGCCAAAGUUGACAAGGACUCCGUCAAAAAUAAUUCUCUUGUUGUGGAGAUCCCGCCGUACAGGAACCAGAGAAUAUCCAGCCCGGUGCAGGUCGACUUCUACGUCUGCAACGGCAAGAGGAAGAGGAGCCAGUGCCAGACCUUCACCUUCCUGCCUCCAAACGUGCCGAUAAUAAAGACAGAACCCAAUGAUGAAUAUGAUUCUCUGGGGACUGCGAGACUGCCCAUGCAUUCAAAGCCCUUUUACAGCCGGCCCAGGCCCACUCCCAUCAUGACUCUUACCAAUCCUGACGACUGCCUGGUUGGUGGCUACACCCCGUGCCCACCUCGCCAUACCGCCAUGCCAUCGUCAUCCCCCAGCUCCAGCCCCACCCUGCACGACCUGUCCCCGGUGGCGUACAGCAAGUGCUUUCCCAACAGCCCCGAUCAUGUGGCACCACCUGGCCCUGUUGUGACCCCAAUUCAAGAGACCUCUGGCCGCCCCAACCUCGUCCACCCAGCAUCGCCAGACCACAACUCGUCUCUCGGGAUGCUUCAUUCCCAGGGCAGCCCCAACCACCUCAACAGCCCAGGGCCCCAUGGUUACCACACUAUCUACGACAGCAGCAGUCCGUCAUCAUCCCCGGUAUCCCAGCCUUCCACUCCUGGUGGGACAGAGGACAGCCCAUUCGUUCAGGCCUACAGUCCCGGACCGGGUCAGACCCAUACCGGAGAGAGCUCGCCCAGCCUUUUAACUGAUGAUGAUGAUGCCAGCCCCCCAUCGAUGGCCAUCACCGUCAAACAGGAGCCCCAGGAAUUGGACCAGAUGUACCUAGAUGAUGUUAACGAGAUCAUCAGGAACGACCUCUCCAGCAUAUCCGUGCACACUCAUGCAUAGAUUCCAAGAACUCAUCUGCAGCAGCACAAACACAAAAACAGCAGCAUCAACAAAAUGAGGACCAAAAACAACCUAGAGAUCCAGAUGAUGAAGAAUAAAGUUCUGACGAGGACCUCCCAACUGACCAUCAUCGCCUUCAGCUCCUCCUAACUCAAAGACUUGCUGCAUUUUCUCAUUGACAAUCACUGGCAAGCUCCAUUUGAAUAAACAAAUAAAUGUUAUAUUUACAAAAAGGGAAGUGAUAUCAGGGGCAAAGUAUCCGACUACACUUGCCUUAAUACACAGCAGAUGUUAUUUAGUGGACCAAACAGCUCAAUGAAACUGAAUUACUUCUAUCGUUGACAAAAUGACAAUCCUUAAUUUGUGUGUGAACUGGAUGCUAAUGCAUGGACAAAGCUAAUGGGACAAAUAAGUGUCACGCUACAUCACUUUGGCUCAUUUGUCUGUGCAGUCAAUCUGUUACAACCGAAUUGGUGCCUUACUGCAGGAAUAUUGACAGCAAAUAUUAGCAACAGUCACACAAAUGCAAAUGGUUCAUUGUGACCCAAUUGGACAUUUUUAUAUGACCGUUUUAUAUCAUUUCAAUGAUUUGUUUACAGGGAAACAGAAUAAAAAAAGGCUGGAAAAGAUGUAGGGAGUAUGUGAAUAGAUUAGUAUUUUUUCUCGCUUCCUCAUUUAUUAUCUCAUUGUUCAUUUAUACUGAAUGUUAUUGUAUGAUAUUCUUUUGUAUAAACAUGUAUUUGAAAAAACGUAUGCCUUAUGCUUAUAUCAUGCUGUUAAGCUUUUUUCUUUUGUUCCAUUUGUUUCCAUAUAAUGUGUACCAUUUAUACUACCCUGCAUUAUGCUUUUCACCUUAGUGCCUAUUUGUAUUUGUUUUUUUCAUCCUGCCCCAGUCUUCCGCUCCUCCCAUAUGACAUGACGAUGCACAGACAAUCAGAGAAAUAUAUAGUACAUAUCCUAUGACAACAGUUCCUGGUUGCAGGGGCUUAUGAAGGCAGGUGUAAUCCUCCCCUAGCUAUAAGAUAGUUGAACAAUGGUAUGCUUACCUGCUGAAUUUCAAUGAGAAUACUCCUGGACAAUAUAUUUGAACAUCUUGCACUGCAGGUUUCGCACGUAAAUAUGCAGAAUAAUGUAAGUCUUCAGCAGGCUCAGUUUAACUCAUGGGUGAUUCCACUGAGAAGAUGGCAGGACUGUUACUUACAGCUGGCAAUAAUUGAUGUGAGUAAACCAAAGGAUUUUAACUUUGGUGAAAUUAUUGUCCAAGUUUUUCUUUUUUUCCGUCAAAGCAUUGAGUGGUUCCCAUGUACAAAAAAACAUUAUGCACUUUACCAUAGAAACUGGCUUCCAGACCAAACAUAGUUUCCACUGUCGCUUCACAAACGUACCUUCGUUGACUUUUUUUCCACACAGCUGCAGUCUUUUUCCAUGUUAUCGGUCUUUCUGAGCAUGCACAUUGUACCUAAAGUCGAGGAUCAUUUAGCUGACAGUAGCUUACAAUAUAGCUUCCUAAUACAUUUUUGGACAUAUAGUAUAUAGCAUGACUAAACUGUAUAAAUAAGGUUUCUAUUUUGUGCCUUACUCUUUUUCUUGGUUGAUUGUUGCAACUCUAUAAUGCUUUUCUGUGUAGGCACAAGGUGAAACAUAUUUCUCUUUAAUAUGAAAUAUUUAUGAAAAAUGAAAUGUGUUUAAAGUGCAUUUAAUAUGUUCUAAACAAUGAAUUAAUAAAUGGCAUAAUGGUG